CAUGAAGGUACCUCUAAUUCUAGGCAUAUUGUUGGUUUCUAUUCGCUAUUCUAUACAACGAGAGGAAAAGACAGAGACCGCGGCGGCAGUUACGGACGACGGGGAAGAACAGCAUGGUCAUCUUUCAGCAAAAGAAGUAAGAGAUCUAGUAGAAGAGUCAGAGAGGUCAACAAAAGCGUCAUUAGAUGAAGAAGCAGAAGAGGAGGAAAGACCGGUCCAGCUUCCAGCUAGAGAUGUGGAAGAACUCAGAGAGAGGACUGUGAAAGAGAAAAAGUGCAGUAAGAAAUGCGCAAAGAAUGCCCAGUGUGUGAAAGGAAAAUGUCGAUGCAAGAAGGGCUUUACAUGGAGUAAAAGAAGGCGACAAUGUGUCAGAAGGGGCCGCAGGUGUAGCAAAAAGUGUGUGAAGAAUGCAAGGUGUGUCAGAGGAAGAUGUCGAUGUCGAAGAGGAUUUCGAUGGAAUAGAGCAAAGCGUCAAUGCCUCAAAAGACGCCGCUUACCUGGUGUCCGUUGGUUUAAAGUUGGAAAGGGUACAGCCUGCGAGCACAAGAAUGUUACCUUGCAUUGCAGGGGAAGACGAGUCAUCCGGGUUUUUUACGCCGUAUAUGGGCGGAGAAACAAGCACACAUGUGCCAUAGGCAAACCAGUAAAAACGACAAGAUGCAGAGCGAAGAACUCAAAGAAACUGGUCGUAAAAAGUUGUGACGGCAGAAGGCAAUGUAAUCUGAAAGCUAGUAAUGGAGUUUUUGGAGACCCUUGCAAAGGAACCUUCAAAUACCUGACAGUUAUCUAUGGAUGUAGAAGGCCUUGCGUAAGGAAUGCUUUUUUCAAUGGAAAUGUCUGCAAGUGUAAAAAAGGUUACCGCGGAAACGGAUUUAGAAGAUGUUCUAAGAAGAAGAUGGGGAGGAAUGUGGAAGAGGAGGAGAGACGUGACGUUAGUGAUGACGAGGGGUUAGAAAUAAACGAAGAUGAGCUAGAGAGGGCGUAAUCAAACAUGUGCAACACAGUGAUAUACUGUUUUAUUUUCCCGCUAUACAUGUAUAUGUAAGAUGAGAAUAAAAAUUACUUAAUUGAAAGUGGGAAA
Molecule: messenger RNA, 1081 nt
Organism: Saccostrea echinata
Lineage: Eukaryota; Metazoa; Mollusca; Bivalvia; Ostreida; Ostreidae
Product: tenascin-like
Exons: 8
Coding region: 2-985 (327 amino acids)
Molecular function (GO): carbohydrate binding
Source: RefSeq, a predicted model, not a curated record